CAGCAAUCUCAAAUUGAUAGAGCGGAAAGCCCUUGUUGACCCACUUUCUGGAGAAAAUGAUGAUUCGAAUGAAGAAAUGCAAAUCGAAGGUGAGGCAGACGAUAGUACUAGCGAUGAGAAGCUGUCAGAUGAGGACGAGCUUGAUUUGGCACUUCCGGACCGGAAGGGAAUGCGAAAAACUUCUUACUGGAUGCUCGCUGUUGGUGGCAUCAGUAUGUUCGUGCACCUAGCUCUCAAUGAAAAUCUGCGGCGACGACGACCUGAUCUAAGCCUCAGUCUGCAACCCGACGAAACAUACUAUGCCGACUAUGCAGGAGGAAGCUCAGGACAGGACCGCAUCAGAAUAAGAGAAACUUGCAAAAAUGAUUACACUCAUCUUUCGCCUGACUUAAUGUCUCUUUUGCAAAAGGAAAUGAAGACGGAAGUAUGCGGUGGUGGUGCUUGGUCCUAUCGGAAAAGCGACGAAGUGGAGAAGGGAGAAGACAG
Messenger RNA from Amoebophrya sp. A25, 486 nucleotides. Lineage: Eukaryota; Dinophyceae; Syndiniales; Amoebophryaceae. The record is from the annotation of a GenBank genome assembly.